CUUCUUUGCCGGGAGAAAUUUAGCAGCUGAAAGAGACAGAACUUAGAAAGGGCGCCGCCAAAGAGAGAGAAAGAGAGAGAGAGAGAGAAAGAGAGAGAGAGUAACCCUCCUGACUAUCACUUCCAGAUGGUUUUUUGUCCCUCCUUCUCUUGUCUGCACAGGUUCUACCAAGGAAAGGCAUGAAAUAUGUCCUCCUACUCUUCAACUGCUCCUACUUACCUUGGAAGAAUUUUAAAUAGAAACAUUACUAAAAAAAAAAAAAAAUUCCAGGACUUUUCCAGCUCUUCUUUGAUGUGAUGUAUGAAGCAAUAUUUGGUUGCUAAAACUUCAAGCAACAUACAUUAACCACCUCACUGAAAAGAAGAAAUGAGUGAUGAAGAGUGAUGAAAAACAAGAGGCUGCAGCCCAAACCAAAGGAAACUGAAGAAAGAAAGGCGCUUUACUGCAACCAGAUUAAAUAGAAGCCAAACAAAUACUUCCAGGAAAUCUACAAAUCAGUGUGUAAAAAUGACAGUCCUUCUGUGUAACUUGAUCUCAGAUGUAUACUGCUGCUAAAUGUGGAGAUUUCAUUUCCCCAUCAUGGACUGAUAAAUAAUGAUCAACUACUAUUCUCCCAAAAAUUGUCAUGCAUUUUUAAGAACAUUAUUAAUGAAUGUUCUAGCCCUUUUUUUUUUUUUUUGUAAUUAUUAACCAAGCAAAGAUUCCUCUGGGGAAAAAUGAACAGGAUCCAGUUUAUUUCACUGUACUCAUAGCUACGUAAUGGGAGAAGGCAUCUGAUUGUUACCCAAUUGCUCAGAGCCAGCUGUCUUCCUGAUACUAUCUCAUUGAUUAGAACCUGGGAACCAAUUGUGAGAUGGGUGAAAGAAGAUAGUUGGACUAGCAUCCUUCCUAAGUAUUUGUGUGACAGCUGUCACAGGAAUCUGCAUGGACGAAAAGUGAUACUACUUUGUGAAGUCAGCAUGAAUUCCACAAACGUUACAGAUGGUUCUCUCUGCCUUUUGGAAAAGGUGCUGAUUGGAGCUGUUCUCACAGUUCUCAUUGUUGUGACUGUGUGUGGUAAUGUGAUGGUAUGUUUGGCUGUCUAUCUCAAUCGACGGCUUCGCAGCCUAACUAAUUGUUUCAUUGUCUCACUGGCCUUUACAGACCUACUACUAGGCCUACUGGUUUUACCCUUUUCAGCCAUUUAUGAGAUUUCCUCCCAUGAAUGGCUCCUGAACGUUACUUUCUGCAAUGUCUAUGUUAGUUUGGAUGUCAUGCUAUGCACCGCUUCCAUUCUCAAUCUAUUCGUCAUUAGUCUCGAUCGCUAUUAUGCUAUUACGGCACCCCUCCACUACAGCACUGUGGUCACUCCUUUACGAGUCAUUGUAGCUUUGAUCCUGAUCUGGGUAGUGUCCCUUAUGGUUUCUUUCUUACCCAUCAGUUUGGGAUGGAAUACCAAAGACAUGACUAUCCAGAACCAGAUCCAAAUGAAUGGGAAGCAAGAGUGCAAACUGGAGGUCAAUACUUCAUACGUUUUGGUGGAUGGCUUGCUAACUUUCUACUUCCCCUUAAUUAUCAUGUGCACUACCUACUACCGGAUAUUUAAAAUAGCCAGGGAACAAGCUAAGAGGAUCAACCACAGCACUUGCUGCAAGACUGACAAAACUAUAUUGCCCACAGUGAAAGAACACAAAGCCACUGUGACCCUUGCAGCUGUGAUGAGCGCCUUCAUUGUAUGCUGGUUUCCCUAUUUUACUGUGUUCACAUACCGAGGUGUGAUGGGUGCAGUAUGUGACCGACUAAUGACUGUUGUCCUAUGGCUGGGUUAUGCCAACUCGGCUCUGAACCCCAUUUUGUAUGCUGCACUGAAUAGGGACUUCCGGACAGCUUAUCAGAGGUUGCUCAAAUGUCGGCGAAUAAGGCCAGAUGCCAGAGAAACUUCUCUAUCACAUGAGAUGAGAGACAAGUCCUGCCAUCUGAUGACAAACCUAUAUGAAAACAAACAUCUAGAGACACAUACGAUGAAUGGGAGGGCAAAGCCUCUAAUCAAAGAGACCAUAAAAAGGAAUCAGAACCCACCAUGUGAUACCUCAUCUUCCACUAUCCUGCCCAUCUGUCAGAGCCUUUGGUUGGCCAAAGUUCUACCCAAGAGGAACAUAUGGAUCCCAGUGUUUGAGCAGUCAACAGCAAAUGGACAGAACAUAGAGCAACACUCUGCACCCCAUACAGUUAUCUACUGUGUCUUCUCUUAAGCCAGCAGGUUUUCCUUGGCACUGAAUGUAUGUGAAUGAUGAAGCAAAGAUGGAUUGGAAAUUCUUGCAUUUCACUGUUGAAUGACGUUCCGUGUAAAAACAGUUGACUCUGCCAUGUCACACAUGUGGAAGAAGAUGAAGAGGAAUUUCUCAAUAGCCAAACUCUGUGGGGAAAAAAAUCUUUCCUCUACAUCCUGCCAUUUUGUUAAGACUAUUCCUAUCCAAGAAGAAAUGCAUGGGGGCACAGGGAAGAAAUACUGGUUUCACUGGAGAAUUUUCUUUCUCCAAUAUUAAAUUAAUCCUGGGGCUCUAUUCUCUGACAACCAUACUAUCAGAAUAUUCUAGGAUCAAUAUUCCUGAUAAUUCUUUUUUUUUUUGACCUAAUCUACAAAGGGCAUAAAUGUCUUGCAUGUCAAAUAUAGUUCAAAUAACAAUGAUUUUGAAAACCAGGGGUACAAGGAGGAAAGGAAUAAUGUGGGAAAAGAAGGAUGGGUCUGGUUAAAGCAAGGAGGAAGAACAACCAUUGCUUUCAUUUACAUAUUCAUUACUGUAUAUGCUCUUCCUAUUCUUUACUUUUCUGAAGUAAGAACAAUGUAUAUCCUGGAAAUAUUUAUUUCAUUUAGACCCUCUAGAAUCACUUGCACAUUGUCAAAACUUCCAGUAAAAUACAUUAAACUAAAAAAAUGAGAAUUUUGAAUAUUUAA
Crotalus tigris (Tiger rattlesnake) is the source of this 2935-nucleotide messenger RNA. RefSeq names its product histamine receptor H2 (gene HRH2). Gene Ontology annotation, biological process: chemical synaptic transmission; positive regulation of vasoconstriction; gastric acid secretion. The record is from RefSeq and is a predicted model, not a curated record. NCBI's taxonomy places the organism in Eukaryota, Metazoa, Chordata, Lepidosauria, Squamata, Viperidae. Gene Ontology annotation, cellular component: membrane; dendrite. The coding region runs from base 960 to 2231 and encodes 423 amino acids. The transcript has 3 exons. Gene Ontology annotation, molecular function: neurotransmitter receptor activity; histamine receptor activity; G protein-coupled serotonin receptor activity.